AUCAUGGACGGUAAACUCCUGUUUUUUGUAACGUUAUUUAUUAUUUAUACAAAAUCAACAUGUUUGGAAUCAGGUGAAGAUAUUUAUAUUACAACGGAAAUGGUUACAAACUCCGACGACCGAGUAUGCAAAACUAAAAUGCGACAAUGCUCGAUUAAAGUGACUACGAAAUAUUUGAAAGGAGAGCAGGGUCCAGUAGGACCUACAGGACCAACGGGAGCCCCCGGAAUUCCGGGUACAAAUGGGAAGAACGGGGAGAGAGGACCACCUGGGCUACCGGGAUCUCCAGGAGUUUAUAUACCAACUUUUGAUUCAGACGAUGACAUGGGUGAUAUUGCUUUAGGUGACAAAGGAAAGCCUCUAACUGGACUUUGUAGCGAGCAUCCAUUUGUUCAGGCUGAAGUCGAAAAAAACAAACAAUUUUGGAUGAAAAAACAAAAUCCUUUCUUAGUCACGUGUCCAAAAGACGGUUGGACAUGUAUUCAAAUUACGGGAAAUUCUUUUCAAACUAACUAUACGAAUAAAGACAGACAAUUCUGGUUAAGUGAACAAAAAUUUAAUGUUACGGAUUUUUACGGGUUAUCAUCAGAUCAAAUAUCAUUUUUACAAUCGAAAGCGGGUUCUGCGCGGCAGAAAAUUAGAUACAAUUGCACCAACUCUUUUGUUUUACCUGAAGAUAGAGAAAGGUCUUUACAAAUCCUUUUAUGGAAUGAUAGGCGAUACAAAUAG
Messenger RNA from Papilio polytes (common Mormon), 729 nucleotides. RefSeq names its product collagen alpha-2(VIII) chain-like. The transcript is spliced from 10 exons. Bases 4 to 729 code for a protein of 241 amino acids. The record is from RefSeq and is a predicted model, not a curated record. NCBI's taxonomy places the organism in Eukaryota, Metazoa, Arthropoda, Insecta, Lepidoptera, Papilionidae.